AUGCCCACAAUCCUCCCACCAUGGCCACACGUUCUCUUCGGCAUCCUUGAACCCUUCUCCCUAGUCCUCGGCAGCCUCGCCCCCAUCUACGAUCUGGACGGCUUCAUUGCCGGCCAAACACCACACGCCGACCCACCCAUUUCGCACCCCAGCACACUGGCCUUAGCCUAUCAAAUCGGCAACCUAUAUUCCCUCCUCUUCCUCGUUGGCGUUGGAAUCCUGCACACAACCACCGAACCCAAAGUCAUCCGCAAUUACAUGAUUGGUCUGGCCAUCGCCGACGUUGGUCACGUCUACGCCACUUAUCUCGGGAUGGGCUGGAACGCCUUUGCUGAUGUUGGUGCCUGGAAUGCGUUGACCUGGGGGAACAUUGGUGUCACGGCGUUCCUGUUCUUGAACAGACUGGGAUAUCUGGCCGGAUUGUUCGGGUCUGCAAGAGCGCCGAAGGUAGUUUCGAAGAAGGAAUAA
Molecule: messenger RNA, 468 nt
Organism: Penicillium waksmanii
Lineage: Eukaryota; Fungi; Ascomycota; Eurotiomycetes; Eurotiales; Aspergillaceae
Exons: 2
Coding region: 1-468 (155 amino acids)
Source: RefSeq, a predicted model, not a curated record